CUGAUAGCGUCUGAGCCACCAUGGGAACCCGAGGAGACGUGUAUCCAUUAGGGUUCUGCAUCGCCCUGUGCCUGUGGGGCACCAUGGCCCAGAAUCAUGGCGUACAAGGUACCACUGAGGACUGUAACAACCAUAUGCUGUGCCCAGCAAACGCCAAGUGUGUGAACAACACCCACUGCACCUGCCUGGAUGGAUACCAGCCAAGGGGGAAUUACUUCUUCACCGACCCAAUGGAGACCUGUGACGAUAUUAAUGAGUGUCUGGGGCCGAGCCCGCCAGACUGCGGCCUCAACACAAAGUGCAUCAACAUGGCUGGGACUUACUCCUGCACCUGCAUCGAUGGCUACGAGCCCAGCUCAGAAAGCCAACUUCAUGCACAUAUUAACGAGUAUCUGGGGCUGAGCUCUCCAGACUGUGGACCUCACGCAAAGUGCAUCAACGUGAUUGGGAGUUACUCCUGCACCUGCAUCGAUGGCUACGAGGCAGCUCCGAGAAAGCCAACUUCAUGCACGCAAGUGAGAACAGCUGCCAGGGUGAGCUCUCCCCUGGCCCCCACCUGGUGA
Messenger RNA from Chelonoidis abingdonii (Abingdon island giant tortoise), 563 nucleotides. RefSeq names its product adhesion G protein-coupled receptor E3-like. The record is from RefSeq and is a predicted model, not a curated record. Lineage: Eukaryota; Metazoa; Chordata; Testudines; Testudinidae. Gene Ontology annotation, molecular function: calcium ion binding.